This is a messenger RNA of Colletotrichum gloeosporioides, 1476 nucleotides long. RefSeq names its product putative transporter. Lineage: Eukaryota; Fungi; Ascomycota; Sordariomycetes; Glomerellales; Glomerellaceae. The transcript is spliced from 5 exons. The record is from RefSeq and is a predicted model, not a curated record. Gene Ontology annotation, cellular component: membrane. Gene Ontology annotation, biological process: transmembrane transport. Bases 1 to 1476 code for a protein of 491 amino acids. Gene Ontology annotation, molecular function: transmembrane transporter activity.
AUGAAGUCCACCACAGAUGUUCGGGCCGACAAGCCAUCCGAUGGUUCCCAGCAGGGGGAUCAUGAAUAUGGGUCACAAGUUGUCAUUGAUGCCGCUGUAGAGAGAUCAUAUGUUCGGAAGAUGGAUUACUGGCUCUUGCCCUUCAUGAGUGUUAUGUACUUUUUCAAUGCCGUCGACCGGAGUAACCUUGGUAAUGCGGAAACCGAUGGCAUGAGCAAAGACCUAGGCUUCGUGGGAGAGCAGUACUCUCUUCUGAUCCUGCUCUUCUACAUCCCUAAUGGUCUCUGUGAUCUUCCCCUAAAUCUUUUGACCAAAAGAUUUUCUGGACGCAUCAUCCUGCCAGCUCUGAUGGUAGGGUGGGGUGCAAUGGCGCUUUUACAAGCAGCUUGCAAGAACUUUGGCGGCAUGUUAGCCAUCCGCCUUAUCCUAGGGGCCUUUGAGGCUGGUUUCUUUGCCGGUGCUGUUUUCUAUUUGACUCUCUUCUAUACCCGCGGUGAAUUGGGUUUCCGCAUUGCCAUCUUCUUCGGCAGUGCCCUCCUAGCCUCCGCAUUCUCUGGAUUGAUCUCGUUUGGAGUCUUUCGCAUUCAAGACCCACACGUUCACGGAUGGAUGUGGCUCUUCAUCAUUGAAGGCGCUUUGACAGUCUUAUUCGGCAUCGUCGCUUUCUGGUGGCUACCGGCCAACGCCCAAACGGCCUGGUUCUUGAACGAUGCCGAGAGAGAAGUUGCAAGCUUGAGGUCUCUUCGUGAUGGCACCCGGGAGGUUGAAGAGAAAUUCAGCCUCAAGGAGUCUUUUCGGACUUGGAACGACUGGAAGUUUCCCAUCUGGUGCAUCAUCAGCUUAACCUACCCCGUCGCAUUUGCAACGACAGCCAACUUCCUCCCUCUCAUCAUCCGGCGCUUAGGCUACAACACCGUCACCACAAACCUUCUUACGGUGCCUCCCAAUGUGGUAGGCUUCUUGGUCCUGUUGGCAGUCACUUACUCAUCCGAUCGCAACCGAGAGAGAACCUUCCACAUCAUUGGAAGCUUGACACUGAGCUUGAUAGGUCUCAUCUUGUUGGCGGCUAUCGAUGCACAGGCUCACGUUGGCGUGGCGUACUUUGCGUGCUUCCUGCUAGCUGGUGGUGCUUACAUCCCAAGCUCCCUAGUGCAUAGCUGGCAUAACAACAAUAAUCUCAGUGAGAACUCCCGGGCUGCAACAACCGGCCUUCUCGUGGGUCUCGGUAAUUUGGGAGGCAUUCUGUCAGCAGCUACAUUUCGCACCACUUAUGCUCCUCGCUAUGCGCCGACAUUGAUUGCCACCGCCGGGUGCAAUGUUGUAUGCAUCCUUUUCGUGUUGUUUCUCGGCAUGUGGAUGAGACGGGAGAAUGCGAGGAAGAACAAGGAGCAGGGUAUGACUUUAACGGCUCAGGAUGUGGAGACUCGCGACUUGAGGAAUGGCGAGAAAGACCCGAGAUGGAGAUUUUUCAUUUGA